UUUUGUGCGCAGUUUUCCGGGCCGGGUAAGAGGUGGCAGUGUAAGGGACGUUGUAUGACUUUGUGCCUGUGUUUAGCAGGCUAGUUAGGUCGUUUAUUUGACAGGUGCUACAUUUUCAGAGCCAUGGAGGCCCUUAUCCCUGUCAUCAAUAAAUUACAAGAUGUGUUUAAUACAGUUGGCGCAGACAUUAUCCAGCUGCCGCAGAUUGCUGUUGUUGGAACGCAGAGCAGUGGGAAGAGUUCGGUGCUAGAGGCUCUGGUGGGCCGAGACCUUCUGCCCCGUGGUACUGGUGUUGUCACCCGUCGGCCCCUCAUCCUCCAGCUGGUCCACGUGGACCCAGAGGACCGCAGGAAGACCAGCGAGGAGAAUGACCCCAAUGCCUGGAAAAACGGGCGCUAUUACAAAGGCGUCGAUGGAGAGGAAUGGGGCAAGUUUCUACACACCAAAAGCAAGAUCUACACAGACUUCGAUGAAAUCAGGCUCGAGAUCGAAGCUGAAACCGAAAGAGUUUCUGGCAAUAACAAGGGAAUCACUGAUGAACCCAUUCACCUGAAGAUCUUCUCCCCUCACGUAGUCAACCUCACACUAGUGGAUCUGCCAGGUAUCACAAAGGUCCCAGUGGGAGACCAGCCCAAAGACAUAGAGGUGCAGAUCAAAGACUUGAUCGUGAAGCACAUCUCUAACCCCAACUCUAUCAUCCUGGCUGUGACUGCGGCCAACACAGACAUGGCCACCUCAGAGGCCCUCAAAGUUGCCCGCGAGGUCGACCCCGACGGCAGGAGGACGUUAGCGGUGGUGACCAAACUGGACCUGAUGGACGCUGGGACAGAUGCCAUGGACGUUCUGAUGGGCCGGGUCAUCCCUGUUAAACUUGGCCUCAUUGGCGUGGUCAACAGGAGUCAGUUGGACAUCAACAAUAAGAAGACAGUGGCCGACGCCAUCCAUGAUGAAUAUGCCUUCCUACAGAAGAGGUAUCCCUCCCUCGCCAACAGAAACGGAACCAAAUACCUGGCUAGAACAUUGAACAGAUUGUUGAUGCACCACAUCAGAGACUGUCUCCCGGAGCUAAAGACUCGUAUCAACGUGCUGGCGGCCCAGUACCAGUCCCUGCUGAGCAGCUACGGUGAACCUGUAGAGGACCAGAGCUCUACUCUGCUGCAGCUCAUCACAAAGUUUGCUGCAGAGUACUGCCACACCAUCGAGGGCACCGCCAAGUACAUAGAGACAACCGAGCUGUGUGGUGGAGCACGAAUCUGUUAUAUUUUCCAUGAGACUUUUGGUCGGACGCUGGAGUCUGUGGACCCACUGGGAGGUCUGACCACCAUAGACGUGCUAACGGCGAUUAGGAAUGCUACGGGCCCGCGGCCUGCCCUGUUUGUGCCCGAGGUGUCGUUUGAGCUGCUUGUGAAGAGACAGGUGAAGAGACUGGAGGAUCCCAGUCUGCGCUGUGUAGAGCUGGUCCACGAGGAGAUGCAGAGGAUCAUCCAGCACUGCUCCAACUACAGCACACAGGAGCUGUUGAGGUUUCCAAAGCUCCACGAUGCCAUAGUAGAAGUGGUCACGUCCCUCCUCAGGAAACGGUUACCGGUCACCAAUGAGAUGGUUCACAACCUGGUGGCCAUAGAGUUGGCCUAUAUUAACACCAAGCACCCUGACUUUGCUGAUGCCUGUGGCCUCAUGAACAACAACAUAGAGGAACAGAGACGCAAUAGAAUGAGAGAGCUUCCGUCCUCAGUUCCCAGGGAAAAGUCCUUUAAGGGCCCAAGUGGUCAGUCUCUCUCCCCCACUGAGCUUUCUCCCCCCGAAGGAGAGGGACCCAAGGCUGCAGGUGGGGGUCCUCAGGGGGACCAGGAUGGAGGGACGGGGAACUGGAGGGGCAUGCUGAAGAAGGGAGAUGAGGGGAUGGGUAGCGAUAGAUCCAUGCUCCAGACCUCCAACCCUGCCAGCCCUCAGAGGGGCCACGCUGUCAACCUGCUGGAUGUGCCUGUUCCCGUUUCCAGGAAGCUGUCUUCUCGAGAGCAGCGGGACUGUGAGGUCAUCGAGAGACUCAUCAAGUCCUACUUCCUCAUCGUCAGGAAAAACAUCCAGGAUAGCGUGCCCAAGGCGGUGAUGCACUUCUUAGUGAACCAUGUGAAAGACAGCCUGCAGAGUGAGCUGGUGGGUCAGCUGUACAAGGCAGGUUUGUUAGAUGACCUGCUCACUGAGUCUGAAGACAUGGCCCAGAGACGCAAUGAGGCUGCAGACAUGCUCAAGGCCUUGCAGAAAGCCAGUCAGGUGAUUGCUGAGAUCAGAGAAACACACCUGUGGUGAGGGCCUCUACCUCCAUACGCUCUCCCUCCCACAUGGACAGUAUGCCCUACACUCUUCCCCUAAGCCCUGUUCUCUCAAACCUACCUGGACUGCAGUGCAGAGAUGGCCAACUUGAAAAUGCACUGGUGUCAAUUGGUUUAAAGGGUCUCAAUUCUCCCAUCCUUCUCCUGAAGUGUGCACUUGCACACUCCCCGUCUUGGAUUUAAAGCGGUCGAUUAGUGCAAGCAUUGGCAGGAGGGAGCUUCCCCCAUUUGUUAAUUCCAUAAUGGGGAGUGUAGAAGUGCACACUUCUGGAGAUGAGUGGAGAAUCGGGAGGCACGUUUUGAAUAUAGUUUUAUGAUGUAUUAUGCAGUCUUGAGCUACACGAAGGGCAGUACAUAUCUUUGCCUGCACCACAAACACACACACACACAGGAGCGCUCCUGUCCAAAGUAUCUUUCAUAUGUAAGUAAAGUAAAUACCAUGUAAGGUGUGAGGCAUACCUAAUGAGGAAUGUUUGUCCCUAAAUGUAGAGUUAAAAUAAAGCUAGAAAUGGCAAACCUUA
Salvelinus fontinalis (brook trout) is the source of this 2854-nucleotide messenger RNA. Its product is annotated as dynamin-1-like protein. Gene Ontology annotation, biological process: mitochondrial fragmentation involved in apoptotic process; mitochondrial fission. Gene Ontology annotation, cellular component: cytoplasm; mitochondrion; membrane. Gene Ontology annotation, molecular function: microtubule binding; GTPase activity; GTP binding. The record is from RefSeq and is a predicted model, not a curated record. Lineage: Eukaryota; Metazoa; Chordata; Actinopteri; Salmoniformes; Salmonidae. The coding region runs from base 124 to 2310 and encodes 728 amino acids. The transcript has 20 exons.